Erinaceus europaeus (western European hedgehog) is the source of this 2100-nucleotide messenger RNA. RefSeq names its product premelanosome protein (gene PMEL). Gene Ontology annotation, cellular component: melanosome. Gene Ontology annotation, biological process: melanosome organization. The record is from RefSeq and is a predicted model, not a curated record. Lineage: Eukaryota; Metazoa; Chordata; Mammalia; Eulipotyphla; Erinaceidae.
GUGUCUUUGGUUGCUGUUGGGAAGAGCAGAAUGGAUCUGAUGCUGAGAAAAUGCCUUUUACAUGUGGCUGUGCUGAGUGCUCUUCUGGCCCUGGGUGCUACAGAAGAAUCCAGAGAUCAAGAUGGAUUUGGUGUCUCAAGGCAGCUCAGAACUAAAACCAGCAACAACCAGCUGUAUCCAAAGUGGACAGAAACCCAGGGGCCUGACUGCUGGAGAGGUGGCAAGGUGUCACUGAAGGUCAGAAAUGAUGGGCCUACACUGAUCGGAGCCAAUGCCUCCUUCUCUGUUGCUCUGCACUUCCCUGAAGGUCAAAAGGUGCUGCCAGAUGGGCAGGUCAUCUGGGCCAGUAGCACUAUCAUCAAUGGGAGCCAGGUGUGGGAAGGACAGCCAGUGUACCCUCAGGAACCUGAUGAAGCCUGCGUCUUCCCUGAUGGUGAUGCCUGCCCAUCAGGCCCUUGGUCUCAGAGGAGACGCUUUGUUUAUGUCUGGAAGACCUGGGGCCAAUACUGGCAAGUUCUGGGAGGCCCAGUGUCUGGGCUGAGCAUUGGGACUGGCAUGGCAAUGCUGGGCACACACACCAUGGAGGUGACUGUCUACCACUACCGGGGACCCCAGAGCUACGUGCCCCUUGCUCACACCAGCUCAACAUUUGCCAUCACUGACCAGGUGCCCUUUUCUGUGAGCGUGUCCCAGCUGCAAGCAUUGGAUGGAGGCAACAAGCACUUCCUGAAGAAUCAACCUCUGACCUUUGCCCUCCAGCUCCAUGACCCCAGUGGCUAUUUGGCUGAAGCUGACCUCUCCUAUACCUGGGACUUUGGAGACAAUUCAGGAACCUUGAUAUCCCGGGCACUUGAGGUCACUCACACUUACCUGGAGUCUGGCCCAGUUACUGCCCAGGUGGUGCUACAGGCUGCCAUUCCUCUUACAUCCUGUGGCUCCUCCCCAGUUCCAGGAACCACCGAUGGGCCUGGCACCACGGCUGGGCAGAUGCCUACUGCAGGAGUUGUAGGUACAACAUCUGGUCAGGUAUCAACUGCAGAGCCCUUUGGAAGCACAGUCACACGGGUGCCAACUGCCAUAGGUAGCACAUCUAAUCAAGUGCCAACAUCAGAAGUCAUAGGCACUACAACAGAGCAGGUGCCAACCUCAGAGGUUGUAAGUACCACACCCACAGUAAUGACAACUUCAGAAGCUGUAGGUACGACACCCAAAAUGGCAACUACAGAACCCUUUGGAAGCACUGUUGCACAGGCAACAAUUACAGCAUUGGCAGAGACUACAGCAAGAGAAGUACCCACCCCUGAGACUGAGGGUCCAGAGACCAGUCCAUUUGUACCUACAGAGGGUACUACAGGUUCCCAGAGUCCACCGCUGGAUGGCACAGCCAUUUUAAUCCUGGCGAAGCGACAGGUGCUGCUGGAUUGUCUUCUGUAUCGAUAUGGCUCCUUUUCCCUCACCCUGGACAUUGUCCAGGGAAUUGAGAAUGCCGAGAUUCUGCAGGCUAUGCCUUCCAGCGAAGGAGAUGCGUUUGAGCUGACUGUGGCCUGCCAAGGCGGGCUGCCCAAGGAAGCCUGCAUGGACAUCUCAUCUCCAGGAUGCCAGCCCCCUGCUCAGAGACUGUGUCAGCCUGUGCCACCCAGCCCAGCCUGCCAGCUGGUUCUGCACCAGGCACUCAAGGGGGGCUCAGGGAUAUAUUGCCUCAAUGUGUCUUUGACUGAUGCAAACAGCCUAGCAAUGGUCAGCACCCAGCUUAUCAUGCCUGGUCAAGAAGCAGGUCUCAACCAGGCCCCGCUGUUCAUGGGCAUCUUGCUGGUGUUGGUAGCUGUGGUCAUUGCAAGCCUGGUAUACAGGCGCAGAUUGAUGAAGCAGGACUCAACUCUCCCACUUAUGCAGCUGUCACAUAGUAGUACCCGCUGGCUACGGCUGCCCAUUUCUUCCAUUCUUGUCCCAGCAGUGAAAGCAGUCCCCUCCUCAGUGGGCAGCAGGUCUGAGUAUGCUCAUGUGAUGCUACUAUUCACUGAGGGUUGACAGCAAUGCCUGCCAUCUCUCCAGUCUUCCCUCGGAGGUUAUCAUCACCUGAAAUAAACAGCCAGAACCUGG